AUGUCGUCGAGUGGCAUUGUCAACUACCUCCCCUCUUAUGCCUCCUACAACUGGACCGGUGCACCAGCCGACUAUUCUCUGGCCACAAAUCCGAGAUCAGGAGGAGAUUCAACGAAGGAGAAUCUGAACAAAUGGUACCAAUCGGGCGACCAAGCAUAUAUUAUUCUCUCGUCAUGUCUGGUGUUGAUCAUGGUGCCGGGCCUCGGCUUCCUCUACUCGGGCCUUGCGCGACGAAAGUCGGCCUUGUCCAUGAUGUGGGCUUGUAUGGCGGCCGGCAGCGUGAUCAACUUUCAAUGGUACUUUUGGGGGUAUUCACUGACCUUCUCCCCGAGUGGUCAAAGCGGCUUCAUUGGCGACCUGGUCCAUUUUGGGCUCAAACGGACUCUGGGAAACCCCAGUCCUGGGUCGCCUCUGAUCCCUAGUCUCCUAUACUCUUUCUACCAGAUGCAAUUCUGCGCCGUAACCGCUGCAAUCGUUGCAGGUGCCGUGGCAGAGCGUGGUCGACUGAUGCCUUUCCUCGUCUGGACCUUCCUCUGGGCCACCCUCGUGUACAACCCGAUUGCUUGCUGGGCAUGGAAUGCCAAUGGGUGGGGGUUUAAAUACGGCGUCAUGGACUACGCUGGCGGUGGGCCCGUCGAGAUCGGCUCAGGCAUGUCAGCCCUGGCCUACUCAAUGGUCCUGGGAAAGAGGCAGGAGAAGAUGAUGCUCAACUUCCGCCCCCACAACGUUUCGUUUAUCCUGCUGGGAACGAUUCUGCUCUGGUUUGGCUGGUUGGGUUUCAACGGCGGUUCCUCCUUUGGAGCAAACCUCCGGGCUGUCAUGGCUUGCUGGAACUCCAAUCUGACGGCAACCUUUGCCGCGGCCGCUUGGGUCCUGCUCGAUUUCAGGCUGGCUCGGAAGUGGUCCAUGGUCGGUUGGUGUUCUGGUACCAUCUCUGGACUUGUCGCCGCCACGCCGGCAUCUGGGUAUCUGGAGACAUGGGGCAGUGUGGUGUUGGGGAUUGUUACUGGCAUCAGCUGCAAUUUUGCCACCAAGAUCAAGUAUUGGAUCCGGAUCGACGACUCUAUGGACGUGUUCGCCGAACACGGUAUUGCUGGCAUGAUUGGUCUGAUGGCCAAUGCUCUCUUUGGCGUUGACUAUGUCGUCGGCCUCGACGGCGUCAACACGGGCGUCCCCAAUCCUACCACAGGCACGGGCAUUGGCGGAUGGCCGAUCGGCAACUACCGCCAAUUCUACAUCCAGCUCGCUUAUGUCGUGGCAUGCACUGGCUACUCCUUCACCAUGAGCACUAUCCUCGCCUACAUUGUCAACUUCAUUCCGGGCCUGCAUCUGCGUGCUUCAGAAGAGGCCGAACUGCUCGGCAUGGAUGAUGACCAACUCGGCGAGUUUGCCUAUGAUUACGUCGAGGUCCGCCGUGAUUACCUAGCCUGGACGCCCCAGAACCCGCACCAGAGCGGCGUCGACCCCGACAUGCCCCAUGAACACCGCUACGGGAUCGGUGAACACGCAGACAUGCUGCGGAAGGCCACCAACGGCAACGGCCUAGGCGAGACGAGCGCGGCCAGCUCUAGAACCCACCAGGAACUGCCCGCCCAGGGUGACCGGCAUGCCGUCAGGGCCGAGGACAUCGAGAAGACCAAACACGAUCCGGAGGCGCAGGGAACCUGA
Molecule: messenger RNA, 1668 nt
Organism: Fonsecaea multimorphosa CBS 102226
Lineage: Eukaryota; Fungi; Ascomycota; Eurotiomycetes; Chaetothyriales; Herpotrichiellaceae
Exons: 5
Coding region: 1-1668 (555 amino acids)
Biological process (GO): ammonium transmembrane transport
Cellular component (GO): plasma membrane
Molecular function (GO): ammonium channel activity
Source: RefSeq, a predicted model, not a curated record